AUGCAUCGGUCGACACACACGACGUCGCUGCCGAUUCUGUCUCCAUCCCGCAUUCUCGACCGUCUGCCAUCGAGUGGAGAGGGGUACUUGGCGAUGUAUCUAGCGGACAAGGCACAGAAAGACACCACCUGGCAAGCCCUGCCGUCCAAGUCGUGUGGGAAAGGGUCUACGAAGAAGGCCGUUGUCGCCCCAUCGCCGUCUAUUUCACCGCUUCGUGUGCACAGGAAGCGGGAGCGGUCGACCAUCGACCUCGACACCGUCAAGCUCGUGGCAGGGUCCCUAAACGUGAUGGACGAAAGACGGAUUGUAGCCCUGUUCCAACAGCACAUAGCGCUAACGUCCGAGCUGCAAUCGGUCCAUGGCAAAGUCGCUGGGUACCGCGCCACCAUCGACGAGGAGCGCAGCAAGCAGCACGAGUUGCAAAUGCAGCUCGAGCACUGCCAGUCCCUGUUGCCGCUAUGCCAAUCUCACAAAGCAAAGCAGGACGCACAGUUUCGAGCCGUCGACGACGCGAUCGCGGCAUCGGUCCGUGAAGUAGCUCAGCUCAAGCAAACACUUGCAGAUAUUUGCGCGGCCGACAAAGCACUCGACGCCGCGACCGAGGAAGCGCAUUCCAGUCUACAGUCCCAGCCACUGCUAGCCAUCGAAGUGGACGACAUCAAGCGCCAGCUCCAAGGCGCAAUAGCUGAGCUCGACGCCGCCAAGCAGCACUUGCGACACUCGCAGCACCAGCACGACGCAGUCCUCGUCGAAUUGGCCCAGCAAACCGCAAACGAAACCACGGAUCUGCGGAAUCUGCAAGUGGAGCUCGGCCGCAGCUCGCAAACGUGUCAGGACGUUGCGCAGCUCGUCGCGCGAUGCACGCGGGAAUACGUCGAUAGAACAGGAUGUCCAUUCUUGUGAUCGCCGCCAUGACUCGUCGGGGCGCCCAGAGCCACCCGUCCGUGUCAUGUGGUCAAGGCGAUGAGGACAGUGAGAGAGCACGUUUCAACGCGACAGUCGCGUUGAGGACGUGUGUUGAAUGGUGUUAAAUAGUGCACUCGCUACGUGGAUGGCAAGGUCGCGUCCAACAUGGCGGGUGGAUAGGCGGCGCUAUCGCCGCGCCGGCAGCUGUCUUCCAGCAUCGUGUGCGAUGCUUUGGUGCACGUGGUGAGGGCAAAAAAGUCGUCGCGCCUUGACAAGGACGAAUCGAGCGCGACGGCCGCCGCGAGCGCUUUCUGGGCGGCAGCAACGCACUGGGUCGCCAAGUGGAGAGGCGCCGAUUCCUACAACCGCGUGAGUUGUCGCGUGGGAUGCCAACAACGACGUACGAGGUCCAAGUCGUGGUCGUUGAACAUCCGCGCGCGAAACCAGUCCGAUUCUUCUGCGUGUGUCCACGCGUGCUGCGGCGACGUUCGCAAGUACCUGAGUUCCUCCAAGAAGUACUCCAUCUUCCUCCCAAGACACAGCCAGAUGG
Aphanomyces invadans is the source of this 1456-nucleotide messenger RNA. RefSeq lists its product as hypothetical. The coding region runs from base 1 to 903 and encodes 300 amino acids. Lineage: Eukaryota; Oomycota; Saprolegniomycetes; Saprolegniales; Verrucalvaceae. The transcript is spliced from 5 exons. The record is from RefSeq and is a predicted model, not a curated record.